UUAUGAUUGAACUCCUGGGUCAGCCGCCAGACGAGCUUCUGAACUACGCAGUGUAUAAACAUAAAUUUUUUAUUGAGACAAAGUCCAACAGCUGGAGGUUCCAGACGAUUGAGGAGUACGGGGUAGAGCUCCUUCCACAAGCCCCCAACAAACUAGGCUUUUCAUCUCUGGAUGAUCUCAAAAUGAUUAAAAGAGUGAUCCCAGCCAAGGCUGCAGAAUACAAGCAGUGCAUCAAGCUAAUGAAGGCCAUGCUGACGAUGGAUCAGAACAAGAGGAUCACACCCAAUGAAGUCCUCCAGCACCCCUUCAUCACCCAUCUUAACAAUGAGGACACUGAGGACAACAAGGACACUCAGGACAACAAGGACACUGAGGACACUCAGGACACUCAGGACAACGAGGACAAUGAAGACACUCAGGACAACAAGGACACUGAGGACAAUGAGGACACUCGGGACAACAAGGACACUGAGGACACUCAGGACAACAUGGACACUCAGGACAUUGAGGACACUCAGGACAACAUGGACACUCAGGACAUUGAGGACACUCAGGACAACAUGGACACUCAGGACAUUGAGGACACUCAGGACAACAUGAUAAUAAAAGCAGGUGUCCAUCAUGGGUUGGCAAAACCAUCAGCUAAAAAUCCCCAAAACAAAUUCUACCAGUUCCCUGACAAAUAUGAGUUCCUGAAAGUCGUGGGCCAGGGUGGCUUCGGGAAAGUGUUGCGGUGUUUGGAAAGAGACACGGACAGUCUUGUGGCUAUAAAGAUCCCCUCAUUUGAAAACAGCUGCAGACAGGAGGUGGCCAUGCUUAGAAGGUUGAUGAGGCUAAAACUUGACAAGCACAACAUCGUCAAGUUCCAUGGAUGUUUUAGUGUAAGGCAUGGCGAGGCGCUCGUCUUUGAGAGUCUCGAAACGAACUUAUAUGACUAUUUAUAUUACAAUCAUGUGACGUUGGCUGACUCAAGGACUAUAAUCAAACAGAUAGCCACAGCGCUUAAAGCACUGAAGAACAUCGGGGUGAUCCACACUGACAUCAAACUACAAAACAUAAUGCUAGUGGACAAGAAACCACCCUUAAGAGCUAAACUUAUCGACUUUGGCUUGGCCAUGGAUAAUUCUACAGCCAGGCAGGGCAUGGAGCUGCAACCAGUUGGCUUCAGGGCUCCCGAGAUCAUCCUCGGCAUGCCAUUUUCUGAGGCCAUCGACAUGUGGUCAGUGGCUGCGUGUUAUUCGGCAUGCUCAUCGGUAGAGACCUGUUUGAUUGUGAAGACUAUUACACACUGCAGUUUAUGAUUGAACUCCUGGGUCAGCCGCCAGACGAGCUUCUGGACAACGCAAUGUAUAAACAUACAUUUUUUAUUGAGACAAAGUCCAACAGCUGGAGGUUCCAGGUACCACAAGUUGUUUCUUUUUUUUCUUUAGACUCAUGUGAUACUUUAAGGUUUGCAUAACAAUUAUGUUUAUAGACUGCUGUUGAUUAGUUAGAUUCAGGAAGAGAAACAUUCAUAUAAACACACUGAACCUUCUUUCAGACGAUUGAGGAGUACGGGGUAGAGCUCCUUCCACAAGCCCCCGACAAACUAAGCUUUUCAUCUCUGGAUGAUCUCAAAACGAUUAAAAGAGUGAUCCCAG
Labrus bergylta (ballan wrasse) is the source of this 1640-nucleotide messenger RNA. The record is from RefSeq and is a predicted model, not a curated record. Lineage: Eukaryota; Metazoa; Chordata; Actinopteri; Labriformes; Labridae.